Messenger RNA from Ictalurus furcatus (blue catfish), 1720 nucleotides. RefSeq names its product heat shock protein, alpha-crystallin-related, b11 (gene hspb11). The coding region runs from base 86 to 487 and encodes 133 amino acids. Gene Ontology annotation, biological process: intraciliary transport. NCBI's taxonomy places the organism in Eukaryota, Metazoa, Chordata, Actinopteri, Siluriformes, Ictaluridae. Gene Ontology annotation, cellular component: centrosome; intraciliary transport particle B; cilium. The transcript is spliced from 5 exons. The record is from RefSeq and is a predicted model, not a curated record.
UCUUAGCUUGAAUGGCUGCUUGGCAACGCGCGCUCGUUUGUGUUUAUUAAGCGUUCAGUCUGACUGAUGAUCAGAGAUUAAUCUGAUGUUAAACACCGCUUUAAGCUCGUUUGGUGCUCAGGUUGUGUUAGUGACGUCCAGCGAUGAGAAUCAUCCACCGGAAAGCAUGAUUGAUGGAAACACGGAGACGUUCUGGCUGUCGACGGGAAUGUUUCCUCAAGAGUUCAUCAUCCGAUUCCCAGAUAACAUGAAAAUAUCGGUGAUCUCCAUCGACAGUUUUAACAUAAAACAGUUAAGAAUAGAGAAAAGCACACAAGAGGAUGAGAAAUUUUACCUCAUGGCAGAGAAAGAGUUUGAACACAUAGAGGGAGGUCUACAAACAAAUGAAAUACCAGUUGACGGCUCAAACGCGACACAGCUACGGUUUCUCAUCCUCUCUGGAUAUGAUCAUUUUGUCUCAGUGCACAGAGUGGGCAUACAGGCAUGAGAAUGACUUUAAUGGGUCACCAGGACUUGUGAAGUAGCCUCAUUAUAUUUUACAUCAUGUACAGUACAUCCAGAAAGUAUUCACAGCAAUUCACAGCGCUCCAUUGAUGAUCUCAAGGAUGAUCAGUGGAAACAGGAUGCACCUGAGCUCAAUUUUGAGUGUCAUUGCAAAGGCUGUGAAUACUUAUGAACAUGUGCUUUUUUUGUUUUUUAUUUUUAAUAAAUUUGCAAAGAUUUCAAACAAACUUCUUUCACGUUGUCAUUAUGGGGUAUUGUUUGUCGAAUUUUGAGGAAAAUAUUGAAUUUAAUCCAUUUUUGAAUAAGGCUGUAACAUAAAAUGUGGAAAAAGUGAAGCGCUGUGAAUACUUUCCAGAUGCACUGUACAGCAAACAAUCCAAAAAAAAAAAAACAACUCACUGUAUUUUGUACUAAAUUAAACUGUCAAACAUGUCAAAUAAUCUGACUGUUUAAAGUCACUCAGGUAUGCUAAUCCCAACAUGUUUUGCAGACUCUCAAUAUUAGUCCUACACUAGAAACUCACCCUUAGUGACACUUGACAUUAAAAAGCAGCUCAAUAAUCCCAUUCUUUAUUUAUUAUUAUUAUCUUUAUCAGAGUUGGGUAUAACACGUUACAAAGUACUGUAUUCUAAUGACUUUCUGAUAACACAGUAAUGUAAUGCAUUACAUUUUACAUUUAUAUCAUUUAAUUAGUUGCUGAUGUCAAUAAAAUCACAUUACUUGCUUUACAAAUUUAUUGUUAAUUAAACUAUAAGUAAAAUGUAUUUUUUAAAAUAAAAUCACGACUCUCACUUCUGCCAAACGCUAGCUCACACAGUCAGUGAGAGGAAAAGUUGAUAUACUGCGACUAUUUUUUUUUUAAUCAGUAAAGGGGUUGAAUCAGAAACACUAAUAAUGACUAAUGAUGCUGAGCAGGAAAACAGUGUGUAAAUGUCUAUGAGUUCCAGUUUAUGUGAAUGUGAUAUGAGCAGAGCAUAAGUAAAGAUAAUGUAUGCUGCAUGGUACUGUAGCAGCUAAACCUAGAAAAUGAUGUUGUGGCUCCCCUUGGCUAGCGACACCAAACUAGCCUAGUUAGAAAAGUUUUAUAUUUUAUCGGUCUGAUAGUCCUACAAACAGUGACAACACCCGAGGCAAGUUUUAUGAUAAAUCCAACUUUUUCUGAUCAUGUCAUACAUUGACACGCACUAAAAUUACUGAAAGAACUACGAGUUUCACU